CUAAUCUCUAUAAAAUGAAAAGGAAAAAUGGGGAGGACAUUAACCCAUUACUCAGGGGAGUGGGGAGACAGCAGAAAUCGUUGAUGGAUACAGAGGAAAAUGUCUUUCUCAGACCACCUUCUCUGGUUUGCAGUGACUUUAGAUUUCGGUUGUGGAACUUGUUGAAAGAAUUUGAUUUUCUUGAUUCAGUCAGAGUUCAAAAACCAGAAAUAAAAAUUCUCAGGAACAGAGGGGAAAUAAAGAUAAAAACAGCACGUGAGCUGUUCCUCCUCUUUUCUCUCCCUUUAAGUAAAACGGUCUUGACUCUCCAACGGGUCGAGAGAGAAAGUUUGAGUUUUCAUGGAUGUUAUGGAGAGGUUAGAGAUGGCUUUAAAAUGUAGAUGUCUCAGUCAGUUUUCUUCGUGGCUGAAGAGGCUAGCCCUUUCCAUAAAAUGAGUCCAUCUGUCGACUGUUAGCUAUUUCAAAGUGAAGGGAUUUAGCACUCAAAACAAAUUGAGCAAGUUUGUUUGCCUGUUUUUACUGCUAACUCGAAUGAAUUCAAAACACGGAGUAAUUCAAGAAAACACAUAACACGUUCUAGACAGCCCCCAAAUGCAGGGAAAGCCCAGAACCUAUAGGGUGACCUGGGUUAUUUUAAACGCCAAGCUUUUUAAAGAUGUAUGUAUUUCACACAUGCUCUCCCAACAAGUCAUUUAUUUCCCUAGAACUGAGAGAAUUGGUAUCCUGAUUGAGGAAGAGCAAUACAACUUUUAGAAGGAACUUUAUUCUCUAUUGAGGACAAAAGGGGAGGGCUUUUUCAUGGCGCGCCUGGGCGAAUUUUGUUCCUAUGCAGAAAUUAAUAUUGAUGGGAAAACCAAACCGGAACCUAUGACUGCUUUCCGACGCUUUCCAAAAACAUACGUUAACAGGACGCCCUUGAAAUUGAAAACAAACUUUGUCUAGUAUGCCUGGCAGAAGCCUUCACACCUGGUCUUCCAGACGAAUCAUAUUUAUAGUCCUUACACCCAAAGGCAGGACGAAGCAAAAACACCCUGCUAGCUACCAAAAUACACGCCUUGCUCCAGUCAAGAAAUCGGAAAAUCAGGGCUUAGAAGUAAGACACACUUUCCGAAUGAAAAUGACUCCUCUAACUUCACGUGUUCUUCGAUUUUUAAGAGCAAAUGUGAAUUUGAGAGUAGCUUCCCCUCCCACCCCCACCACCAUGCCUUGCAAUUUAAUACCAUGCUCGCCAGGAACCUUAACCUCGUCAUUUUAAAAAAUGAGAUAUCCGUGACCCGGGGUGAACUUGUUGAGUGUAGGUACAGCAGAGGAAAUUCUAGACUCUAUGAACGCCCGAACCUCGUCCAGAGCAAUCCUUUCGUGUACUCUGGUCAGUGCGCGACCGUGCCCACCUGCGCGCGGACAGCGGGUGCCGCGUGCUUGGUCCACCCGCCUUGACCUCGGGCGUGGUGUCCCGGCCGGCGGUGCUGGGCCAAGUCUCUGGGCCUUCCCCGGCUGACUAGUCUCGGUUGUCGCCUUCCCAGCCCUCUUCCCCACCAUCCCCCCUCCCCGCUGGCCCCACUUUUCCAGAUUACUCCUCAGCCAUCCUCUCUCACCCCCACUCCGCCUACUUUCUCUCCAGCCUCCAGUGCGUCCCUCACAUCACCACCACCCCCACUCCGCAAUCUCUCGUUUCUGUGAACUCGUCUCUCAACCCUGCAGGCCUGAAAGAAGGUCACAUACAGGCACUCUCGUACUCACACCCUACAUGCCUCGCCCCAAACAAAACCCAUGCACACAGUCCUUUGUUCCAUUUCUUGGGCCACCUUCCCUGGCCCUUCCUCCUUCUCCGUCCUGGUUUGCUCCCCAAGAGUACGUUUCUGUCUCCCGGACGCUCCGGGCUCCUCCCCACCCCCACCCCACCUCUGAUUUAUUAGAGCUCCCGGUUCGGCGCAGAUUCCUCGUUCUGCUCCAUCCCACCCUCCCCUCCUAUCCUCCCAUCCACAGUGGGAGUGCUUGCGCCUGCUGCUCUUCUGCUCCAGUCUCAGCGCCCUGCCCGGUCCCCUAAACCCUCUUUCGCUCUCCGGGCUCUUCCUCCGGCUCCCGAGUCUCCGGCCUGCCGGCCUCACCUCCCUGCCCUGCCUCGCUUCUCGUCGCCCCUGCUCGCUCCCCCCGCGCUCGCCCGAACGCUGUGCUCGCUCCUUGAACGCCCGCCGCGCAGCCGGGCUCGGCCGCCCGCCCGCCCGCCACUGUGCAGUGGAGUUUGGUGGAAUCUCUGCUGACGUCACGUCACUCCCCACACGGAGACCGAGCUGAGGGAAGAGAGAGGGAUGAGAGCGAGGGAGGGGAGAGAGAGUGCGAGACCGAGCGAGAAAGCUGGAGAGGAGCAGAAAGAAACUGCCAGUGACGGCUAGGUUCCGGCGGCCGCCGCGCACCCGUGGACUCCCUCGGAACUUGGCACCCUCGGGAGCCCCGCAGUCCUCUCGGGCUUGGCUUUCCGGCGCUUGCGGUGCAGCCUGCGCCUCGGAUCGCUGGAAGUCUCCCCGGGAAGCGGUGGGACGCGGAGACAGCAGCUCUCUCCCGGUAGCCGACAACGGGGAAUGGAGACCAACUGCCGCAAACUAGUGUCGGCGUGUGUGCAAUUAGGCGUGCAGCCGGCGGCCGUUGAAUGCCUCUUCUCCAAAGACUCCGAAAUCAAAAAGGUCGAGUUCACAGACUCUCCCGAGAGCCGGAAAGAGGCGGCCAGCAGCAAGCUCUUCCCGCGGCAGCAUCCCGGCGCCACUGAAAAAGAUAAGAGCCAGCAGGGAAAGAAUGAGGACGUGGGCCCCGAAGACCCGUCCAAGAAGAAGCGGCAACGGCGCCAGCGCACUCACUUCACCAGCCAGCAGCUGCAGGAACUGGAGGCCACUUUCCAGAGGAACCGCUACCCGGACAUGUCCACGCGCGAAGAGAUCGCCGUGUGGACCAACCUUACGGAAGCCCGAGUCCGGGUUUGGUUCAAGAAUCGCCGGGCCAAAUGGAGAAAGCGGGAGCGCAACCAGCAGGCUGAGCUGUGCAAGAAUGGCUUUGGGCCGCAGUUCAACGGGCUUAUGCAGCCCUAUGACGACAUGUACCCGGGCUAUUCCUACAACAACUGGGCUGCCAAGGGUCUCACGUCAGCCUCCCUGUCCACCAAGAGCUUCCCUUUCUUCAACUCUAUGAACGUCAACCCUCUGUCGUCGCAGAGCAUGUUCUCCCCGCCCAAUUCCAUCUCCUCCAUGAGCAUGUCGUCCAGCAUGGUGCCCUCAGCCGUGACCGGCGUCCCGGGCUCCAGCCUCAACAGCCUGAAUAACUUGAACAACCUGAGCAGCCCGUCGCUGAAUUCCGCGGUGCCGACGCCCGCCUGUCCUUACGCGCCGCCGACUCCUCCGUACGUUUACAGGGACACGUGUAACUCGAGCCUGGCCAGCCUGAGACUGAAAGCGAAGCAGCACUCCAGCUUCGGCUACGCCAGCGUGCAGAACCCGGCGUCCAACCUGAGUGCUUGCCAGUACGCCGUGGACAGGCCAGUGUGAGCCCCGCCCACAGCACCGGGAUCCUAGGACCGUGCCGGAUGGGGCAAUGCUGCCCUUGAAAGACUGGGAAUUACGCUAGAAGGUCGUGGGCACUAAAGAAAAGGAGAGAAAGAGAAGAUAUAAAGAGAAAAGGAAACCACUGAAUUAAAGAGAGCUCCUUUGAUUUCAAAGGAAUUUCCUCAAUGUCUGACAUCUUUCACUAAAAGUAUUUCCAACAGUUGCAAGGACAUACACAAAUGUUUGACUGGAUAUGACAUUUUAACAUUACUAUAAGCUUGUUAUUUUUUAAGUUUAGCAUUGUUAACAUUAAAAUGACUGAAAGGAUGUAUAUAUAUCGAAAUGUCAAAUUAAUUUUAUAAAAAGCAGUUGUUAGUACUCUCACAACAGUGUUUUUAAAGGUUAGGCUUUAAAAUAAAGCAUGUUAUACAGAAGCGAUUAGGAUUUUUCGCUUGUGAGCAAAGGAAUGUAUAUACUAAAUGCCACACUGUAUGUUUCUAACAUAUUAUUAUUAUAAAAAUGUGUGAAUAUCAGUUUUAGAAUAGUUUCUCUGGUGGAUGCAAUGAUGUUUCUGAAACUGCUAUGUACAACCUACCCUGUGUAUAACAUUUCGUACAAUAUUAUUGUUUUACUUUUCAGCAAAUAUGAAAAAAAUGUGUUUUAUUUCAUGGGAGUAAAAUAUACUACGUACAAAUUGG
Leopardus geoffroyi (Geoffroy's cat) is the source of this 4228-nucleotide messenger RNA. It is a transcript of the gene PITX2, whose product is annotated as paired like homeodomain 2. Gene Ontology annotation, cellular component: nucleus. The transcript has 5 exons. The record is from RefSeq and is a predicted model, not a curated record. Gene Ontology annotation, biological process: anatomical structure morphogenesis; regulation of transcription by RNA polymerase II. NCBI's taxonomy places the organism in Eukaryota, Metazoa, Chordata, Mammalia, Carnivora, Felidae. Gene Ontology annotation, molecular function: RNA polymerase II cis-regulatory region sequence-specific DNA binding; DNA-binding transcription factor activity, RNA polymerase II-specific. Bases 2580 to 3533 code for a protein of 317 amino acids.